Acanthaster planci (crown-of-thorns starfish) is the source of this 5282-nucleotide messenger RNA. RefSeq lists its product as uncharacterized. The record is from RefSeq and is a predicted model, not a curated record. NCBI's taxonomy places the organism in Eukaryota, Metazoa, Echinodermata, Asteroidea, Valvatida, Acanthasteridae. Gene Ontology annotation, biological process: regulation of apoptotic process. Gene Ontology annotation, molecular function: protein binding.
AUUGACUGGAAAAUAAAAGCCUCCUUUGAGACCAUCCAGAUCUACUCACGUGCGUUAUAAUGCUCAUGCGUGGACAAGCCAAGAUUUCACAAUCACACACAGCUAGCCAUUUUCGUUCAUUUUACCAUUUUACAGAAUACGCAAAAAGGAAACUUACGAAGCGUCUCGUUUGUUUACAUUUUUGUUGUUUUUUGUCCUAGGUUCAAUCUUUGUUUGUGACUUUGGAGGAUCCAGGUAAUUCGGUUAGGAAUCUUCGCACUAGGCAUGGCUGACUCGGCCAUAACAAACUACAAGUCACUCCUCCGGGAGAUUGCUCGCGGCCUAACCCCCCAAAAUGUACACGACAUGGCCUUUGACCUGGACUUUGAUGCGGCUACCAACAUCAGCACCGGCACUCACUUCCUGCAGGAGAUGCAAAACAGGGACAAGCUGAGCGAGGAUAAUUUGGGUCCCUUGAAGGAAGCACUGGAGGGACAGAAACUCCUCAGGCUCGUCAAGAAGGUGAACCAGUUUGAAGAGGCGCGGAAACCAGUGAACACUGAAGACCCACUGAGCAAGACGUGGCCAUCUUCAACUUUCGCUCAGCAGCCGCCUCCUGCAGACAAGCAAAGGACCCAGAGCGUCACGACUGAUCCGACGUCACUAGCCCAGCCAAUGCCUCCACCUCAAGCAAGGAUGCCGCAAUAUUACCCAAACCCACAAGGAGUGGCACCCCCGAUGGCCGAUUUCCACUGCACCGUGGAAAUGCCACGGCACCCAUUGAACCCUCAGCCAUAUCCAGUAGAGGCACACCCUACACGAGACAACCAGCCGAUCCAGAUGGCCAAUCCCAACCAGACGGUGCACGGCCAAGUUCCACAGAUCGGCAUCCCGAGUCGGCAAGGGGUGGGCACCCCCGGUUACAUCCCCACCGGGAGUGGAGACAACGACCCGCGAGAACUCCAACGCAUGAUCGAGCUGCUACAGGAAAAAGUGAAGCUGCAAGAUCAGCUGCUGCAAAACAGCCAUCACCAAGUCCCGCCGACGGCAAGCCUGCCCUCAGGGGCGCAAUACCCUAGCAUGAAUCUUCCCGGUAGUACCCAACCUUACGUGGGUAAUCAGCAUGCACCCGAUCAGCGUUCACGGAUCCACUCCUACCCCCAAGCAGUGGGGCAGGCCCAACCUCAAAGCAGCACCUCCACCCAUGCCAGGCUUUCUGCCGUCAAAUCAGCCCCAUGCAGUACAUAUCCAACCAACCAACCAGUUCCCCCGCUUGCCUCUGAGCCGGAGGCAUGUUUGAAACCUGUCCAAACUCCUCCCAACAUAGGAGACAAAGUCUUGAACAUACCUUUGGAGAAUGUGAAUGAAGGCACUGUGAAAUCCUCAUCAAAUGGUACAAAGAUACCCGACCGAGAGGCAGCUGUGAACACCAAUCAGACAUACCAGACGGGCAGAGUCUGCACUGGUUCAGAGGAGAACGGACUGGAUUCUGAAGCAAUAGCUGUGCAGCCCAUGACGCUGCAGAGCAUGGACAACACCCAGCAACUUCUGUCAAUGCUAGUUGGAAGGCAGCUCCGGUGUUCUGAAGUUGACAGUUUUAAGAAUGAGCUGUUCCAAGUGAGGAUUCCAGAAGGGUUGCACUAUACGACCACCGAGGGUCAGUUUGUGGUCCUCAACCAUGACACUGACUACAGGAUCCAGCUCUCCAACAGUGACCAGCGUUUGCGUUGCAGUGCCGUCGUCCACUACAACGGGAGAUUCGCCGGAGAUUGGACCCUCGAUCCCAGGGGCACCAUCAUCAUCGAAAGACCCGCCACGGAGGCAAGAAAGUUCCACUUCGUCGAGGCGAGCCUUGCCCCUCAAGGGUCAGGCAUCAGAGAAGGAGAUCCUAACAAUGGCCGGAUCAAGGUGACAUUCACCCCAGAGAAAAGGACGGCAGAACCAUGGAACGACGUCAGCAGAGGCUUUAGCAACUUUGGCAGUGAGCCAGAGACCGACUACUUCGGUGUGUACGACAGCACUGGUCCUUCCACAAACGACAUUCAGCGAAGUGUUAUGGGACCUCCCCCGACCGACUGGCAACUCGGCGCCACCAUACUACAGGGUCGAAGUAGCCAGGAGUUCACGGUCUCGGAGCAGUUUGAGCUGGACGAGUCGCGAAACAAGGUCAUCGAGUUGCGGCUCGUUGGAAGACGCUGAUUGCACAUGACACAGUUGUUAUUUUAAAAGUGAUGGAUAUAAUUUAAACCCGCCGUUAACCUGUUGUGGAUUAAUGGCACAAAGGCAACUGUGGAGUUUAGGAUCCUUUUUGUCCCCUUAGCAAUUAAAAAAAAAAUCAUGCCCAUACAACCUUUGCAAACUGGUCUUCUUUUAAUUAUAAAAACCUACAUCAUAAAACAGUUUAGGAAGUUUUUUCUUUGAACAAAAUGCAACAUUUUCACCCAGUUUUCUUCAAACUAGUGCAUUUCAUAAACUCUUGCGUUGGAGCUGGUGGGCCAGUCAGAAAUGGCUUCUGAUUCAGUAGCCCCUGGUGUUAACUUAGCAACGGUCCACCAAACCAGCUUGGAUAUUGCCGCCACCUUCAUUUGUGGUGCACACUUAUCACUAUUGUAAUUUUUGGCCCACACUUUUCCUCAACAAACAACGCCAUGUCGUCUUGCCAAAAAAUUAAUCUUGCUGGCCCUGGACGGACUGUCAGAAUUUUGUUCUUUUAAAAGGCAGAAACUCCACAAUUACCAGUCCACUGUCAAGUAUUAAUGCAUAAUUAUGCACAACCGUGCCAUUGGUUGAUACGCAUAUAAGCUUCCAUUUGUAGUCUUGCUAGCCGUUUUUGUCAAAAUCACACUGGCUUUUCCGUCUUUUAUGAAAUAUUUUAAUCUGCGACCAAUUUCAUAGAGCUGCUUAAGCACAAAAUAUGCUCAAGUGCGACAAAAACCUUAUUUGAUAAAUCAGGUAACCAGUCAAAUAUCAAUGUGAUGUUUAUUGUUUUGGGGUCAUACUUAGCUGUCUUUUGGCUAGCGUAACAAUCUUUGAGCUGGUAACCUUUGUUUGUCAGGCAAAGUUCUUUCCUGCUUAUAAGCAAAUUUUGUGCUUAAGCAGCUCUAUGAAAUUGGCCCCUGCUUUUCACUGCUCGCAAAAAUCUGUAAAUUAAAAUUAAAGCUUGUUUGUUUACCAGCUCUGUACGUUCAUGUCAAGAUUUGACAGUUGUGACUGCCACGGCACCACCAUUUCAUUUGCAGAUAUAAUCACACAUCUAAGCAUUAUUUCAACCAAAACUGUUGUCCACCAUUUCUGUGUAUGCAAUUCAAAGAUUGAUAGCAAUACUAGUUUUAGCAUACGUGAGGGAAAGCAUUGUAGUGCAAAUGGGUUAUUAGAUGGCCACAACUGCACUGUGUAAAGAGACUUUUAAUAAUUCGGUUCUGUUGGUGUGCCCUUGGACGUAGUGAGCAUAAAGUUAUUUUAUUGCAGUGUAUGGUACCUUUCUAUGUGUGCUGUUUUUGGGUACGUUGGUUGCAAGAUGGGCUUCACUCUCAUGGACGCAGACUUUGAUAACACAAGUGUGUUACAGUUGGCUGUCAAAAUGGCCAGGGGAGCAAUUUUGAUGGGUACGCAACGUGGCGCAAGUGAUGACGGGCAUAUUAUGGUACCUUUAAGAGUGGCAGGGUAUUUUUUUUCUUGAUAUCCCAGUGUGUGAGAUUGUGGUAUGCUUGCAUUCCGUCAAUAUUUUCCUCUCUUGCUGUUAUUUUUGUAUUUAUUAUUGUUUAAUUUUAUUUAACCAACAAGACAGUUACUCUUUCCGUGUAAUAAAAGACAGUCCCUUUUACUUAUUCUGUGUUUGUCAAACAAAUCUAGCUUCCUUUCCUGAUGGGUUUGUAUCUCUUGUGAGCUUGAGUGUUAUCUUCGUUUGAGGCUUUAUAUUGUGCAUGUAAGAGGUGUCCUCAAAGUAAGUUUUUGAAUUUUCCAAAAUUGACUGUUUGCACUUUGCAGGGAAAGGGCAGUGUUCUAUAAGUUUAGUGUAAAAGGAAAAGCAUCACUGGUUCUACAUAUUUUAAGGGCUAGAUCAAAUGCUUCAAGUUUGAACUGUUUGAAAUAAUGUUCAGCAAGCGAGCUUUUCAAUCAUUUUGUAGCGUACAUUCAUUGCCUGGUUUCCAUUUUUAGCUCACUUUGGACAAUACGGGCAAUUCACAAUAGUUCGUCUCCAAGAGUUUGCAACCCGUUUGCCAAUCACGGUGGUGCACGAACUCCGUCGACCCAAUGCGUGUUUGGAAAUUGUCGACAGAUUUUACGAUCGGCGGCCAACGCGUUGCAAACUUGUAGGGUCACUGCACUAUUGUGAAUCACCCGUAUUAAGGAUCAAUUAUACAGAAAGUUAACCUGGCUCAUUUCUUUGUAAAGGUUGUUUGCCUAGUUCUUAGAACUUCUCUUAAUUCUUCAUCAACAGAAAAAGUUUGAGGGCUGGACUUUUCCAUUUUUGAAGGGGGCAGGUAAAUUGGAUUUCCCAAAACCUGUGAGAACCACCCCUGAUUUCACAUCCUUGAAUGCUUCCAUCGUGUUUUACAAAUUUUAAGAUGUCAAGUGAACUACAGCAGUGUAACACUCAUAAAAUGUGUCUUUUUUUAUGUUCGAACACAAAGUUAAACUUACGUAUGUGUUUUAAAGCUGUGUGCUAGGUCACCUAUAAGUUUUUUAAUACUAUAAAUGUUGUUCCCAUUGUCGCUUUGAAUUCAUGUGUGAUGUAAUGUAUAUUUGAACAGUGCAAAGAAACAUUUCGCAUAAAUUUCGGGGUGGGCACCUGAGGGUGCACUUUUUUUUAGGAAGAUACUCGAUAAGUGAAAUAAACUGGCUUGUAUUGGUUGUUACGAUGUCAAAAUGUCAAAUUGGGGGUGGGUAGGGGGUUGAGGCAUGUUAGGGGGAGGGGUACUGACUCUCCCCUCCUCCCUGGAAGCUAGGGACACCUCUAGUUGACAACAGUGUCCUUGUUUCAAGAUCACUUCAAUGCUAUGCAGUACAUUGUACUUAGUUUGAAACAAAUAAAAACAGCACUCAAAGUUGGAUUCCUCAACUCAUGAUGUACUAAGAGAGACGUGUAUAGUACUGUUUUGCACGUGCUUAAUGCUUGCCAUUGGAUAUGCAUGAAAUAAUGUGGUGAAUAUUAAGAACACGUUAAUUGCAUAACUUCCUAAUAUUGAGUGUAGUUGGGUUUAAAAUGUUGUGAUUAUUAUGUGUAGAAGCGCACAUUGCAUACUGGAUUGAAUUUGUCACAAACCCACAAGCAUUGCCAAUAAAAAAAUGGAAAAAAGAAA